Solenopsis invicta (red fire ant) is the source of this 9385-nucleotide messenger RNA. RefSeq names its product transcription factor Ken 2 (gene ken). The coding region runs from base 3493 to 4956 and encodes 487 amino acids. NCBI's taxonomy places the organism in Eukaryota, Metazoa, Arthropoda, Insecta, Hymenoptera, Formicidae. The transcript is spliced from 6 exons. Gene Ontology annotation, cellular component: nucleus. The record is from RefSeq and is a predicted model, not a curated record. Gene Ontology annotation, molecular function: RNA polymerase II cis-regulatory region sequence-specific DNA binding; protein binding; DNA-binding transcription factor activity. Gene Ontology annotation, biological process: regulation of transcription by RNA polymerase II.
AGUGAGACACAUCGCGGAGACCGGAAGAGAACCCUCUCUCCCUGAAGAAGUCCUCCGACGUAAAGAGAGUGAGAGAGAGAGAGAGAGAGAGGGGGAAGAAGAAAGAGAGGGAGAGAGAAAAAGAGAGAGAGAGAAUGAAACAAGGAGAAAAAACGGGAGAGAAAGAUAGACAGACGGAGAGAGAAAGAGAGAGAUAGCGAACACGCGCGAAAAACAUACGUCGACUCCAAUCGAGAGUGUCACCGCUUAUGCGCGCGCGGGAGUGCGAUACGGACCAUCACGAGGAAAACUGACAACGUCGUCAAGUGUCCUCCUCGCUGUUCGCCGCGUGUUUGCGUCGUGAGAACACGUGGGACUCGAGUAUUCUUCCACUUCCGGGUAUCCCGCGGGAGUGCAUCGAUUCGAUCGGAUCUAGUUGUCUAUAGUUAUCUGAAGCUUGAAGUGAUCUCGUUACAACGUGCAAAUUCCCUCGUGAUUGCAAAUCGAUAUAUUACCUUCACCAUUUAUCCCCUGCUGUGAGAGACAUACAUAUUUACGUUUUUGUGUCACACGCUUCUGGUUAAACGCGAGAAGAAAAGGAUUUAAAUGCUUUCGAAAGGUUUUGACAGCUCUAACAAAUGGAGAAAUUCAAUCUUUAAAAGGUCAUUGGUUUUACGAUCAUUUACAAUUAUUGCUGAAAAAGAGUUACAGGAGAGUACAAUAGUCGAAAGGAAGAAAGGACUAAAGGAAGAAAAGGAAAAGAGUUAAAGAAAGGAAAAGAGAAAAGUACAAAAAAGAAAGGAAAAAAAGAGAAAAAAGAAAAAAUAGAAAAAGAAGCAAAGAGAAAAAGGAGGAGGAGGAGGAGAAGAAGAAGAAGAAAAGAAGAAGAAGCCUCGAAGUUGAGACCAGGACUCGUUGCACACUCGCCGCUUACGUACCAGCGAGGCGUUGUGUAAGAGCUGAAAGUAAAAGUUGAAACCGUCGACUUCAACUCACGGGAGCGCGUGCUGCGCGCGCUAAAAUCCGAUCUUGCCUCCUGUAGGCUGGAUACUACCGAAUAUCUCUCUCCUCUCUCUCUUUCUCUCUCUCUGUCUCUGCCCCGUCUUUCUCCAGUGACUUUCCGAUUUUGUUCUUCCUCCUGAGAAGAGAGAGAGGCAGAAAGAGAGAGACGGAGAUAGUGAGUGCGCGCCCGAGUGAAUUCGUGCAUGUGUUCGGAUUCGCAUGAUCGCGGACGCCCGCGUCGCGUCCGGCGCCCUUGAAGAGAAGCUCCUCUGAUGCGGAGGAUCUAUCCGAUCCACGCGUGCCGGAGAAGAAGCCGAAGAGGGCGUGCUAGAGAAAGAAGACGAGGAGAGGAGAGAAGAGUAGUGCUCCGUUCAUUGCGUAACAACGUUUUCUAGUCCGCUGCUUCGCGAAAUACACUCGCGCGUGGUAUUUCGUUCGCACGCUCGCGCUCGCAGAGGUGUAUCGGCGCGUGUGCGGAGGAGUUUUCCGUCGUCGUCGGGGUGGACCGGAUCAGGAGGACGUCGAAAACACGACACUCAUUGCAAGCGAGCGAGAUGCUGACGACGCUGACGGCGCUGACAGCGAGAACGAACGAUGGAAAGUGAUCGGUCUCGCGCGCGUUUCACUCCGUUCAGCGCGAAACGCGAAUGUUCAAGGUCACAGUCGCUGGUAUCCAGCCGGUAAUUUGUUUCCGGAGUUGCUAGAGAGUGGUCUUCAUCAACAUCAUCAUUAUCAUCGAGUGGAAUCCCGGUAGCAUCACCGUGGAAGGAUUCGACGCGCGGCAUUCGCGGGCAAAUUUAACCCGUCGUCUCUCUCUCUCUCUUUCUCUCCUUCAGUUCACGAUCGACAGCGCGCUCGCUUUUACUUCGCCGCCUCGUCCGGGCGCAAGAAGUUUCGCAAAAGGGAUUACAACACGCAGAAGAGAAAGGAGACAGACAGACGGAAAGGGAGACGCGGAAGGGAAAAGGACAGCGAAGAAAGAGAGAGAGACAGUUCGAGACGGAGAGGGAGAAAAGGAGAAGGAGGAGAAGAAGGAGGAGGAGGAGGAGGAGGAGGAGAGGAGAAACGGACAACCGCGAUACGACAACCGUGUGCGCGAAAACCGCAGGAGGAGGACGCGGAUUUCUCGCGCGGAGGACAGGAGUCCUCGCGACCGUCGCGUGGUUCGACGAGGAAAGCGUCGAGCGAGCCGGCGCGAGGGAAGGCUCGCUCUCUCGGAACGAGGAGAAAGAGGCGGAGAGCAGACCGCGGUAGCGAAGGACGAGUCUGAAAGACGAUCCGGAUGUGGCGAGAUCCACUCGCUUUCCGCUCUCCCGCUCUCCUACCGAUCGUCACGGUGCGUCGCGCCGCGCGACGACCACACGCUGAAUCGGCUGAAUCGGCUGAAUCGGCUGAAUCGGCUGAAUUCACCAAGGCGGCGCGAGAAAUUUGGUAACCCGCGCGAUUAAGGAGCAUCCCGCUGAAUACGGGGAACCGCCGCGGCAGCGUUCGCCGAGCGGAAUUAAAAGUGCGUUUAAAAAGGUUAGCGGGAGAAAAAAGGUGCCCGCGUGCGCGCGCGCGCGCGCGAAAGGAUAAGAGAAAGGAAUAGGAGCCACCUCCGAGUCCUUGAGAGUACCCAACGGGUAAAAGUGCCGCGCGCAGAGCCAGCCGGUUGACCCUGGGCAGUCAACGGAGCAGACCCCGUUGAAGUAAAAAAAAAAAAAAGAAAAAUAAAAAAAAAGUUCUUCGUCGUCACCGCCGUCAUCGUCGUCGUCGCCCUUUAUCAUCGUCGCGGACGUCAUCAAGAAUCAUCCCGUUCCGGGCUGACGAAUCUCCUCGCGCGGCGCGAGUUUCGGAUGAUCUAAAUCGAGGAAGUGGGUUGUACGUAGUGUGCGUGCACACUCGCUUGCUCGCGUGCGUGCGUGCGUGUGUGCGUUGUGAGACAAAACCACGUGUGUGACAUCGCGCGAGUGGGCGCGAACAGGAGAGCAGCGAGACGAAACGCGAUGACGUGGAGGAUCGUGAAAAACGGCUGAUUGCGAACGACAUUCUCGCGAACGACGGUGAAAUCUCCUCUUUUCUUGUUGUUUUCGACCGGCGUCGAGAUUUUUGUUCUCUUUCUCUCUCUCUCUCUCUUCGUGCGAGAUAGGUAAUUGUGUGACAUCGCGAGCACGAAGAACGCGUACACGAGUGUGAAGUGAUACGAUAUAUAGUGCCGGUAUACCUCGAGUUCGCCGCGAGCGUGCUCCUCGUGCACGUUUCUCUCGUUCGACGUUACCGCUACUGAUCUGUUUCUCUCGUGCCAAGUGGUGGUGAUCCAUACUGCGGAAUAUCAAUGUACGUCACGUGCCCGCAGCGUCGCCGAUGUCACGGGAUCUCGGCUCGUCAUCGCCGGCUCGCAAGGAGAAUGUUUUACACGUGACUCGACGAAGUAGUCCCGUGGGAUAUAUACUCCGUCGCGUUGCUCAUCCUGGAUACCGCCACCGAUCACGCGUUGGACAGCGAGCGCAGUAGUAGAAAAAGCGCAAGACGAUGUAUUCUGACGGUCUCCUGACACUCCACUAUGGGAAACAUCCAGCGACCUUGGCCGCAGAGGUCGGGGCCUGGUACAGCGGGGACCGUCACGUGGACGUGACCCUGGCGUGCGACGAUGGGUCUGUCGUGAAGGCCCAUCGUGUCGUUUUGGCUGCAGCCAGUCCCCUUUUAGCUAGUCUACUUCGGAAUCCUAUUUUGGACCACGUGGUUCACUUAUCAGGCGUCCGAAAGACUCAACUGAAUCAUUUAUUGGAGUUUCUGUAUAAUGGCGAGGCAUUGAUACCGUCGACAGAGCUUACACCAUUGAGGGAGCUCUUUGAACUACUACAAAUUAAGUCAGAGCUGUUUGAGCCUAAUCAACCUCAAACUAGUAACUCUGAUCCCGAAAGAAUAUCAACUCCACAGCCCUCAGAAGGCCAAGAGAGUUCCAGUUAUGAAUCCCAAUAUGAUGGCAGACAGUCCAACAAUCCCGCGGACUGUUGUUCAGUCCUCAUUAAAACGGAAGGUUGCGAAGAGGAGCCGGAAGUGGAUGUGGACGUGGAAGGUGUGGAAGGCGAGAGUCUUCUAUCGGAUAACAGAGAAAGCAGUAUAGAACCUCCUAGAAGAAGGGAUAGUUCUGAUCCUGUUAAUCUCAGUCUCAAUUCCGGCACUUCCGUCACAAGUGACAGUUCGCACGAUAUAAUACACAGGUCUGAAAAACCGAUAUUCGAGAGGCGAGAAUCUCUUGAGGAAGCUGAAGAGAGAAAGAGGCAGUUGGCGACGCGAUUGGCGUUAGGCUUAGAAUCUGGAAAGAGGAAAAUCGAUGAAAUGCCAAUCCCACCUGCGGAGGCAUACGUCGUGACGCCUCAUCGAAAGCGAAGGCCAGGUUUUCACAACGCUCCCGCACAAAAUCCAGCUUUCGUGCCUUUUAAUCCAGGGUUCGAGACGCCCAGAAGGUUGCAGGCGCCACAUCCUCUAAGUGUUUCAGCACCACCGUAUUUGCAGGAUAGAUCGGUGACACCGCCAUCACAUCGGCCACCGAGCGCCGAUCCGGCAACAGCAGCGACUCUCGAUCCACCUUGGGCGGCAUGGACUAUGCCACCUGCCAGAGCUCCACCGCCGCCACCAUCGACGGACGAUCCGCCAAAGUCUACUCCUGUUCGUGAAUACCGAUGCAGUUACUGCGGCAAGCAGUUCGGCAUGUCGUGGAACCUGAAGACUCACUUGAGAGUGCAUACAGGCGAGAAGCCUUUCGCGUGUAGACUUUGCGUUGCCAUGUUCAAGCAGAAAGCCCACUUGCUGAAGCACCUUUGCUCGGUGCACCGAGGUGUGAUAGCCGCUCCCGAUAAUACGUUUUCGUGUUGUUUCUGCUCGUCAUCGAACUUCGUCAAUCUACAAGAUCUCAUCAGGCAUCUUUCAGGACCGCACAACAAUCUGCUGCUCAGCAGGAAUCUACAUCGCGAAUUUACGAAUCAUGAAUAGCGACAAAGUCAAAGACUAUCCGGUGCUGAAGAGUGUUCCUCGAGCGUACAAUAAUGAAACCUUUGAGCGACUUAUUUUAUGCUCUCAAAAGUUUCGUUAGAAGGAUGCGAUCGAGACAUAUGAUUUCUGUUCAGAUCAUUUUUAAAAAUUAACACAAAACGAGACAUUUAAAAUUAUCAUCCAAUUUUCAUGCUUUUUACUGACGAUACACAAGAGUGUGGUAAAAAAAUCAUAUUUUUUAAAAUAUGAAGAUUACUUAAAAAAAUAUAUAAUUAUAAAAUUUUCUAAAUAUGUAGAUUAUUUUAAAAAAUAUAUAUUAUAAAAUUUAUAUAUUUUUAAAUAAUCUUUAAAUUUCGAGACAUAUGAUUUUUAAUUUAAUAAUUAUUUGUCUUUUUACAGAUAGAUAAUUUUCUAGAUCUUGUCGUAUUAUUAAAAGCAAUGAAGAUUCUUUAUGUAAUAAUUUUAGAUAUUCUAUCUCAUAGUUUGAAUUAUUCUGCUAUUUAUAAUAGCCUUCAAUAUUCCUAUACUAUUUAUAUUUAUAUGUAAUAUACUAAUAUUACAUAUUAUAUAUUUUGAUUUGAAUGUAACGUAAAAUAAUGUAAUUUUACUACAGACAAAAUAUAAUUAGAAGCAAGAGCUGAAAAAUGAUUAUUGGUUUAAUAUCAUAUGAUAUUAACAAACAAAUAUGAUAUUAGAAAAUAAAUUUACACAUGGUCUGAACAGAAUUUCAAGUACUGCAGUUUGUCUUCCUACUUUUUUUAUUGGUUACUAUAAAUCUUUCCAAAAGUCGCAAAAUAAUUUUAUUUAUAAAAAAAUAAUACACAAGAAAAAGAAACUUUGUAUAGUUUCAGCAAGAAAAAUAUAAUCUCAUUAUUCAAUAAUAAUUUUCAUCAAGUGGGAGAAAAAAGUAUCAGAUGCAAAAAAUAAUAUCUUCAAACUAAGAAUGAGAACAUUUGAUAUGCAUUAUUAUCAUCAAAAUAAUCAUAUUGUGUUCUUUAGAAUACUAUUAUAAAAUUAAAAUUAAAAUAUUAUAUUUUGCCGAAAUUUAAGAUUAUUACUUUUUUUAAAGAAGAUUAAAUUGUAAAGAAAAAGGUAAUAACACCCAUUAAAAUUUUAUUUAAUAACUUGAAUGUUAUUAUCUAAUAAUAUCUUUGCGUGAAUUUAUAUGUCAAAUUAGAAUUUACAAUGCAGAUUUUUCAAAUCUUAAUUAUAAAUUCUGUCAUAUAAGUUCUCUUUGAAGACAAACGGCAGCACCGGAAAAAGGUCUUUCUGAAGAAUAAUAACCUUCACUUACCGCACAGAGGUAUGACAUAUUCAGAGCGUUUGAAUCAUACAGUCUUUCUAGAAACAGAGAAGUGAGGAUGACUAGAUGUGGGAGGAAAAAAAGUUAAAUGUUCAACCUAUUUCUUUCUUCUACCUAUCAUCGUUAAUUUUUGUGAAACAAAAGUGCGUAGUGAUUGCACGCGAAAGUUGAUAAGUAGUGAAAAUACGUGCGGUACCUGAGGGAUUAAAAAGGGAAGAAUUCGAUUUUAUAUAUACAAUGUAUAUAUCUCCUCCAUCUGAAGUCGCUCAAUUGCGUCUUUUCAGCAAGUAUCUUAUCGUUACUGUUAAGUAAUAACUUUGAUAAGAUGUUUUUGUUAAUAAUCGACGUGAUUCGAGUACGUACGUCGGAAAUGAUCGUCACAGAUGAUCUAGGAAAAGUACAAGGACGAUAAUAUGAACGAAAAGAGAGUCAAUUAUUGUCACGCGCCAAAUCUUGACGAGCUUGUAGGAUUGAAGCGCAGUCUCUUUGUCGCGUUUUGUUUAUUGUUAUAUUAUUUUAAUCGCUGCACGUGGCAAAUCCGGUUCAAUAAGUCCCGUUUACCUCAGCGCGUGCGACUAAUCUCACACUGUACAUAGUGUUAAAUAGAAAUGAAUUUAAGGCGAACUUUAUUUAUUCUAAAGGGACCAAUUUUCCACCGAUUUCUAUCUUAGGUAGAUUUUAGGUGUCCUGCCCGCCAAUCGCCACGAGCUAAUUGUUAGCAGAUAGAAAAUACUUUUCAAUCGUGAAUACGAAAAUUCGAUCGGGAUGUUGAAAGAUGGGUUGGGAAAGAACGGAGUAUCGGAUUAAGCAGGACGGAAGGGAACAUUAUCGGCGAAAUAGAUUGCGGAAGACGCAGUUAUGAUGUUUAUAAAUUAUUGAUGAUUUAUUGUAUAGUAAACAUCGACGUUGUUAAUGUUCUGUCUUCUAAAAACCUGUCUUCCACAUUGUCGGCUCUUCCUCAUCUUCCUCAUCCCCGUCCUGACAUCCCAUUCACGGUACAUCCUUCAGUAAUAACUUAGCGACUCUAGUGCCUUGUCAAAUGGGUCCAAAUUGGUCGAUUGGGCAGUGAUUUCAUGUGUUCAUAGGCUUAAGAGACAUAGGCGUUUAAGAUGACGAUACGAGCUCGCUUAGGAAAUGGAGGAAUGAUAAUGAAUUCACAUAGAAUGUUUUAAGAUUCAUUCGAAUUAAUUCAAUUUGUCUUAAGGCUAGUUAGAUCGUUGUAAGUAGCAGCUUUUUUUCUCUAAUUUUAUCUUUGUUUGACGCAGGACGUCAUAAUUUUUUUUUCUUCUCUAGGUAGGCAUUAUUAUUACCUAAGGUGCCUUGAAGAAGGGCCUCGACCUCUUUUUUGCUCCUUGAUUGUACGAAACCAUCUCAAAGUUGCUCGGAAGUGAUUAAUCGAGGAGAAGUAAUAAGACACUGUCUCGAAUCGAUCGAUUGACGCGCAUUGGGAAGUUUAUUCUGUUCAAAGAAUACACAUUCCAUAAGAAACAAAGUCAAAAAGAGACUAUUUCAAUGCAUAACGUUUAAUUGAUCGAGUUGUAAUUGUGAAGAUAUAUGUAUUGUACAGAAAUUAGAAUAUAAAAGCCGAAUGUAUAGCUUCGAUCUAGAUUCGCUCAUACCAAAGACGUUCUUGUAAAAGUUAAAUAAUAUUAGUUGAAUGUAAAACGCAAUAUACAUUUAAUUUUUAAACGUGUGUCAUUUUGAAUAGCACGCGAAUCCUAAAUGGCAACGUACUUGAAAGAUAUAUUUUACAAUCUUAAUAUAUAAUUUGAUUAUAUAUGUGUUAUCGAUUGCAAUGGAGGUGUAUAAAUAAAGUACGUAGCAAGUUUGUACACUAAUUACAAUACAGUAAAUAAUCGUCUAGAUGCUGUGGUAAUAAAAGACCUGUGUACAAUAAAGGGUGUAUAAAAGUAUAAAUUUCUAUUUUUAAAGUUUAUAAAGAAAAAAAAAGAAAAAGUUUCUUUACGGUCUGCUUCUCUCUCAAAAGAGCGUCUUGUAUCAAUCAAUUAGAGUGUCGCGCGGGAAGAGGACGGAAACACGGCCGAUCGGUGUUCUUUCUUCCUUACAUCCUCCGUGUUUCCGCUCGGCCUCGCAAUUGCGAUCGCUCGGGUGGUGAAGACAAAUCGAUCAGUCUUUUCUUCUCCUUCACUUCUUUUCAUUACGAACGUUCAUUCACGGAAAUGUUGUUGAACGGGGAGACGUAUACAAGAAACGGAGCAGAAAGAGAGGUUGGAGGGGUGGGGUGCGCUCUCGCGAAGCCAGGCAAAAACGGCCAGCACAAAACAAUGAACGUAAUGUGAUACUAAAUGAUAAUAAAGCUAAAGUAAUUAUUGUUUAGCGUGCGACGCCGCGGCGUUCAUGGCACGGGCGCGACUCGUGGCUCUCGGCGUGAGCAGGAGAGAAUCUUGCGAUCGCGAAGGGGCUAGAUGGAUACCGACGGAGAAAGAUCUUUUGCGAGUCGCCUAUAAUAAUUUAAGCAAUCAGCUUUUUAUCACCAUUUUCCCCUUUUACCCUUUCGCCCACCUUUACCACACACUCCCGACCAUCAGUCGUCCCCUCUUCUCGAGCCGUAAACGCACUAGGGAUUAUGCAUUACAGAUUAUUUUAUUGUUAAUUAAUUAUGUUUAGCGCGCACGCGCACCUGGAUGUCCCCCUCCUCGAAAUCGCGUUUGCAUCGUCGAGACGGAAAGGAAAGCAAAGAUCUCGAAUUUCGCUUUCGAUCGACCGAGUUGACCGAGAACGCGGAAGAAAAUGAUGUUUUUCCGAUUAUACGAUUAUUCGACGUUGCAAAGUAUUCAGGAACUCACGAGUUCUCACGUCGUUAGAUGGCAAUUGUAAAUGAUAAAUUAAAUUACGCGUCGUUCAAGUAAAGUUUAAGGCAUGCACGAAUAAUAAUUGGCGACUAAUAAUCUUGUGGAAAGAACAUUUUCAUUUUCCACGAUUUACAUUGUCUUCCGUCAUUGUACUGCGUCUUCUUUUCCUCACUCGGACAUCCGGGUGAAACAUUGUAGAUUUUAAGCAUCUUCCAAGCGGGGCGCGAGCUCUGUAUAUGCUUUCUUAGUGUUCAUAGGUUUAUGAAAAAUAAAUUAAAAUUCUGAAGAAAAUUGGUGUAUGACAAGAUAAAAA